Molecule: messenger RNA, 724 nt
Organism: Cucumis sativus (cucumber)
Lineage: Eukaryota; Viridiplantae; Streptophyta; Magnoliopsida; Cucurbitales; Cucurbitaceae
Product: MLP-like protein 328
Exons: 2
Coding region: 47-505 (152 amino acids)
Biological process (GO): defense response
Source: RefSeq, a predicted model, not a curated record
UAUGAACUGAGCAUUUUGUAUGUAGAGGAAGUGUUGAAAGGAAACCAUGAGUCUAAGCGGAAAGCUGGUGAGUGAGUUAGUGAUUAAUGGACCUGCUGAGAGAUUUUAUAAAGUUUUUAGAGAGAAAUGUUUUCUUGUUCCCAAAAUAUGCCCAAAUGCUAUUCAGGAAGUUGAUAUUCAUGAUGCUGAGUGGGAUAACCAUGACCAUGGCUCGAUCAAGACUUGGUAUUACACUGUUGAUGGUAAAGCUGAGGUUUUCAAAGAAAAAGUGGAAUUUUACGACCAGAAAUUGACAAUGGUAUUGGUUGGAAUGGAAGGAGAUGUAUUCAACUACUAUAAAAGUUACAAAUCUACAUUUCAAGUUGUGCCCAAAGACGAUAACCAUUGCCAGGCAGUUAUGACCAUAGAAUAUGAGAAAAUAGAUGAUGCUUCUCCCUAUCCUUAUAAGUAUAUCCACCUCAUGAAUACCGUCACUAAAGACAUUGAAUCUCACCUCAUUAAAUGAAUAUUUAGUCUUAUAUAAUAUAUGUUUCAUCACUUCCCCUCUAAAUAAUUUGGCUUGUGUUUUAUGUUUUUUUCAAAGCAUUGAUUAUGUAUCUUUGCUACUUUAUUAUUGUUGUAUUUCUAUAAAUAAUAUGGUUUGUUUAUGUUCAACAAGGAAACAAACAAAUGGUUGUUUCUAUAUAAUAGUAGUGGUAAAUAAAAUAAUAGUAUGUUUUGUUUA